This is a messenger RNA of Bombus impatiens (common eastern bumble bee), 1532 nucleotides long. RefSeq names its product protein HGH1 homolog. The coding region runs from base 89 to 1189 and encodes 366 amino acids. The transcript has 6 exons. Lineage: Eukaryota; Metazoa; Arthropoda; Insecta; Hymenoptera; Apidae. The record is from RefSeq and is a predicted model, not a curated record.
GACCGUUAGAUACCACUAUAAUCGUUUUCUCACGCGUGUACGAUCAAUAUACGAUACAUAUGUUAUUUUAAGAAGUUACUGAAUUACAAUGGAGUCCCUUCAAGAAAUUUGUCAAUACUUAAAUCCGAAUACGCGACUAGACUUAAAAGCUGUUGCAUUAGAACAUAUCCUCAGCGUAACUGGAACCACAGAAGGACGAGAGCUGCUAUUAAAACUUCCAGAUUUAUUGACGCAAUUAAUUGCGUUGACACAAGAUUCUUCUGCAGCAAUCUCCAAAGAUGCAGCUCUGGCUUUAAUAAACAUAACUGCGGAUGAAGCGGGAACCAGUGCAUUUUUGUUGAUAUCAGAAACUCACCCAAAGGAUGGAAAAUAUAAUUACAAUUUAAUACAUGUUUGUAUUAGCUGUAUAAUGGACGAAGAAAGCAUCUUGGCAGAUCCAUGCUGCAUGAUCCUUUCCAAUAUGACCAGACCACAGCACUUGGUUGAUAGAGUUAUAGCACUUAUUGAAACAAGCGGUUAUACAUGGGACUCUAUUGUGACAGCAUUCACUGCGAUUCAUUACAACAAUUCUGGAGCCAACCUUCAUUAUUUAGGCCCAGUUUUCAGUAAUCUCAGUCAGUCUCCACAUGUGAGAAGGUAUUUAAUGGACAAAGACCGCAGUGUCAUCCAGAGACUGCUUCCUUUUACAGAAUAUGCAAGCAGCUUAGUGAGACGCGGUGGAAUUAUUGGCACUUUAAAAAACUGUUGCUUUGAUGUACAAAAUCAUGAAUGGUUAUUAAGUCCUGAAGUGGAUAUUUUGUCAUACCUUUUGUUGCCAUUGGCUGGACCAGAAGAGUUUGAUGACGAGGACAAUGAUAAAUUACCAACUACUCUGCAAUAUUUGUCAGAGACGAAAACGAGAGAGCCAGACUUGGAUAUCAGGAUCAUAUUACUAGAAGCCUUAGCUCAACUUUGUGCAACAAGGAAAGGCAGGGAAAUAUUGAGAAAACAAAAUACAUAUAUAAUACUCAGAGAGUAUCAUAAAUGGGAACAGAAUAAGAAUGCGUUGUUAAUCUGUGAGAACGUUGUAGAUAUUUUGAUCAGGACAGAAGAGGAAAUAGGCUUGGAUAAUCUGAAAGACGUAGAAGUCCCCUCGGAGUACACAGAAAAAUUCCAUAAAAUGGAUCAAGAUUUUAUUAAUAGUACAUGAAGAAGUAUCGGUGCAAUAAUAGGAAUUGCCUCAUAUUUCAUACAUAUUACACGAGAAAUGUACAUAUUAUAAUAAAACGAUAAUUUACCUCAGGAGAGACGAGGCUGCGCGUGGUAUUGCACUGUUCCCUUGCUUCGUUUGUUAAACUAUCUUUAGUCAAGUUAUCAGGUCCUGUGUAGCAACAGAGGAUUGACAAAAGUACAAACUAAUAAUUGAUCAUAUUCAACCAAAAAUCUUACAAACAGAUCUAUGCUAAAUUGGAUCAGCUAUCAUUGCGAAUUAUUUUCACGCAUACAUUAAACAGCAGUCAAAAAGACGAAUAAAAAAAUUGUUUACAUCUCAA